AGCAGCCGUCUGGCUGGUUGUCUGGUUGUCUGCCUGCCUGUCUGUCCACCUGCAGUAAUGUCCUCCCGGCCGGAGGGUAAGACGGCCUCACAGUUUGUGUCUCUCACCAUGAGGCUGAAGGAUAAGCUCCACCCACAGAGGAUCAGAAGCUCUGAGCGAAUCAAACAAACCCUGUCACAGAAACCCAAACCAUGUGACCUGAAUAUGCAACACACACUGCAACACAAGCCGGUGUGCCUGCUGGUGGACCGGCAGCGGGCCGUCGUCAGCUCUCUGCAGUACUUCAAGGCCCUGGUGGACAGACUGGGAGUGGGCAAAAUGGUCCUGGACCCGUCGGUGGUGGGCGGUCUGCUGGGGGGGGCGUCCAGCGGGGUCCUGGAGGCGGUACAGACUCUGGUACAGCUGGAGCCGCACCUGCACCGCAGUAAGACCAUCUGUUCCUGUCUCACCCGUCUCUACCUGUCUGUGGGUCAGCUUAUUCGCUGGGCCGAUCAGGUGAUGCUGCAAGGCGUCGCCCACGGCGACAAGGACUCUGUAGCAAGCGUUACCGUGGUGAUCCGGGCCGUGCUGGACGGGGUCAAGGAACUGGUCCGAUUGGCUGCAGAGAGAGGUGACUCCGCCUCCUUAUCUCUUGUCCAAUCACCGAUCACCCUGGGACAGACAUUUGGGUUUGACAACCAGCUGACAUCAGAGAGGACGGCUACCUGCUGGAGUUCAAGAGCUCCUGUAGAGGAGGACACAGCUUUGGCUCCUCCUAAGCCCCCAAUGCCUCCCACAGAGCCCCUCCCCCAGGUGCCCCUCCCACAGGUGUCCACACAGGGACUAAGUCCUCCAGCCCUGCCGCCGAAAAGGCGUCAAUCUUUAGGUCCCGCCCCCUGCAGGGUUGCCAUAGUAGCACCAAGGAGACGAGAGCCGGAAGUGGACAGACAGGAGGACGAGUGUUUGAAGCGCUGCUCUUCUUCAUCUGCCGACUCUGCUGCUGAGAACACUCACUGUGAGGAUGACCCAGACUACGACUUCCUCCACACUGACCUGUCCUCCUCUACUACACUCCCUCCUCUUCCUCACCCGGCCACCCUCCCCCCCGCCCUGCCAGAGAAGAGACACUGCAGCACUGCAGAAACUACUCUGGGUCAGGCCUCGUUUGGGUUUGACUCCGCCCCCCUUGGAGACAUCAUUGGACCUGAUGAGUCAUCGUCAUCUCCACUGUCCCCCAGCGGGACGCCGCCGCCCCUCCCUGAGAAGAGACGGCACAUCCAUCAGUACCUUCAGUUCUGUUCGUCCUACAGUGAUGAAUCAUCGGCCAUGUUCUACCAGCGACCUUUGAACUUCAGUCAGCAUCACAUUAGCAGGCAGCGAGACCUGGAGACCACCUACCACCUUCCACACCUGGACAGGCAGACAUUAGACUCCGCCCCCUCAGCUAAACUACUUCCUCCUCCAGUUCUACCACCGAAGAAGAGACAACAGGAUCCAGUUGGACCGUAUGAAGAGGACCAGACCAGAGACAGGUCUCAGAGUGUCCAGUAUGAGGAGCAGCAGGAGGAGGUUCUCCUGACAGACCAGCAGGAGGUCCUCCAGAGGAUCACCAUGAAGCCUCCGGACGAGGACGGGCCGGACGUCCAAGCAGCCUCUCCUGAGAUCCUAUUGGUCCACGCCACCGCCACUGACAGCGGAGCAGAACAGGUGGUGUACCGUGAGGCCUUCCUCUCCACCUACAGGAGCUUCAUCAGCCCCGAAGACGUCAUCAUCAAACUCCAGCGAAGAUACACACACCUGAGUGAACUAGGGGAGCCUGAAUGCAUCACUGCUGCCAAUAACACCUUCCACCUGCUGGUGAGAGUGGUGGACGAGCUGUGCGCCAUAGAGCUGGACUCUGAUUUGCUGUUGCUGCUGAUGAAGCUGGUGUUCAGCCUCCUGAUUGGUGGAGAGCUGGGUCUGGCCCGCCUCCUGCGCUCUAACAUCCUGUCCAAGAUGGAGCAGAAGUGGCUGCUCAUUAGCUCUCCUCAGUCGCUCCUCCCCCUCGCAGCCAGGGGCGUGGCUGCCAGACCAGGAACCCUGCUGGACUUCAGGAGCCAGGACUUAGCUGAGCAGCUGACUCUGCUGGAUUCUGAGCUCUUCUGCAAGAUCGAGCUUCCAGAGGUGUUGCUGUGGUCUAAAGAGCAGAAUGAGGAGAGAAGUCCAAACCUGACCGCGUUCACCCAGCACUUCAACAACGUGUCCUUCUGGGUUCGUUCUGUCAUCAUUCUUCAGGAUAAAUCUCAGGACAGAGAGAAACUGUUGCUGAAGUUCCUGAAGACCAUGAAGCACCUGCGGCGGCUGAACAACUUCAACUCGUACCUGUCCAUCCUGUCAGCGCUAGGCUCCGCCCCCCUGCAGCGCCUCGACUGGCAGAGAAACACGUCUGAGGCUCUGGAGGAGUUCAGCUCGUUGAUUGACAGCUCGUCAUCUUUCAGAGCUUAUAGAGCAGCUCUGGCUGAGGUGGAGCCGCCAUGUAUACCCUACCUGGGCUUGAUCCUUCAGGACUUGACCUUUGUCCACUUGGGGAAUCCUGACACCUUGAUGGGGUCGAAGGUCAACUUCUCUAAACGCUGGCAGCAGUUCAACAUCCUGGCCACCGUGAGGAGCUACCAACAAGUGCCUUACACUCUGCAGCCGAAUGAUGACAUCAUAUCCUUCUUUAAUGACUUCAGCGACCACCUGGCAGAGGAAGCAUUGUGGGAACUCUCGCUCAGGCUCCGCCCACGAAAUACCCCAAGAGCCAAUCAGAGAUGACAGAUAAAAAACGACUAAACCUGUGCUAACCUGCAUUGCAACAAGGCUAACCUGUGCUAGUUUAAUGCUAACAUGCAUAAAUUGAGACUGAUAAUCAAAUCUUAAUCAAAGUGGGACUGAACUGGAUUAAACUGGAUUAAAUUGUU
This is a messenger RNA of Pseudoliparis swirei, 2921 nucleotides long. Its product is annotated as rap guanine nucleotide exchange factor 1-like. The coding region runs from base 58 to 2775 and encodes 905 amino acids. The record is from RefSeq and is a predicted model, not a curated record. Gene Ontology annotation, cellular component: plasma membrane. Gene Ontology annotation, molecular function: guanyl-nucleotide exchange factor activity. Lineage: Eukaryota; Metazoa; Chordata; Actinopteri; Perciformes; Liparidae. The transcript is spliced from 23 exons. Gene Ontology annotation, biological process: Ras protein signal transduction; positive regulation of GTPase activity.